GAGUUGUGUGUGAAAAGGCUCAAAGACGGCGGAGGGCUCGAAAAUCCUCUUUCCCGGCGACGGCAAAACAAGCUCGCGAAUCUCCUCUUCUGGCAACUCUUGGCAAGCCACGUAUAAGAGAAUCCAUUGACACUAAAGUAUCCUUUUACGUUCCGCAGUUGUGUCAAGCCCUCCAUCAUAUCUCUUCACCAAUUGUCCAAGUAGGGAAGUGCCUGCCAAGUCGGGAGCCCUGUUCAGAAUACGAGGCUCAUGCACCUACUAGACUACUAAAUCACGAUGCCACGCAUCGCCCUCUUUGUCAUCGACAUCCAACGCGAUCUCGCUCUCAACCCCCAAACGGAAAUUUCGGCCGCCGUCCGCAUUCUCGAUGCCGGAACUUCCAUCCUCGCUACCGCGCGUGCGAAGAUCGAAGCUGCACGAGACCAGAGCAAAGAUUCUGAUUUAACAAUCGUUUUCGUUCAGCAUGAAGAGAAACCGGAGGAUGGUGUGCUGAUUAAGGGAAGCGUGCCUUGGGAGCUGGUGUUCAAGCCGAUAGAAGGGGUGGCGGAGGAGAGGCUUGUUGCGAAGAAGCUGACGAACUUUGCGGGUGAUACGUUUGAAUCGAACCCAGAGCUCGCGGUGCAGCUCAAAGCGGACGGUGUAGAGGAGUUAGUGGCAUUUGGUAUACAGAGCGAGUGCUGUGUGAAGUCGACUUGUGAGGGGGCGAUGGCAGCGGGUUUCAAAGUCACUUUGCUCAGUGGGGCCCAUUCGACCUACAAUGGGAAAAGCAAGACUGCGGAAGAGAUCGAGAGGGAUGUAGAGAAGCACCUCAUCGACCAGGGUGCUAAAGCUAUUCCUUGGGAAGAU
This is a messenger RNA of Mytilinidion resinicola, 846 nucleotides long. RefSeq names its product Isochorismatase hydrolase. The annotation marks the transcript as partial. The transcript has 3 exons. The record is from RefSeq and is a predicted model, not a curated record. Lineage: Eukaryota; Fungi; Ascomycota; Dothideomycetes; Mytilinidiales; Mytilinidiaceae.